UAGACCACGGUACACCGUGCUGAUUUACUAUGAAAUUGAAUUGCUUAUUGUUCAUGACGUUGAUGGCAUUCCAUGCCCAAGGCUUCCCAUCACCUGACCGAUAUUUGUCGGUUAUACAAAAUCUGUUUUCGUCAUACCACAAAAACAACUUGUUUGAUGGACCAUCCAGCAUAUCUGCCGCUAAAAUUGCUACACCGAUUAGGACAAUAAAACCGACAAGAGAGGAAAUGAUGUACUACAACUAUUAUACAGCUUCCAUUAACUGUCCAUUCGGAGUGAGGACUAUGGAAUGUGGCUACUGUUCUAAGAUCAAAGACGACAUUACAAAUUACGUCGUUUUGGAAAAUGUGAAUCAUAGCACGGCAGCUCUUGUAGCAUUGUCCGAAAAACGCAAGGAAAUUGUAGUCGCUUAUCGAGCUACGACUAAUUACUGGAAUUGUGUACUCGACGCAACUAUCUUAAAUAUUAGUCCGCAUGGAGCCGAUCCAAUCAAGAUUCAUCGAGGCUUCUACAUCGCCACCAUGUCUCUUUAUGAUAGAGUAGUAAAAACAAUUGGAGCUUUUCGACUAGCCAAGAAAGAAUACACAUCAUACAAACUAGUCUUAACAGGUCACAGUCUGGGAGGUGCGAUGGCCAGAGUAACUCAAUUUUUGCUGUUGCAUUUGAAGCAAUUCCCUGGAAUAUCAAUGGAAGUGUACACUUAUGGGGAACCACGAAGUGGCAACAAAGACUACGUUGACUUCUUGAACAAUCAAACUGUUAAAUCGGCUCGAAUAAUCAAUAGAGCUGACAUCGUUAGUCAUCUACCGCCCACAUCCAUAUUGGGAACGACCAUUAUCAGUGACUACUACUACCAUGCGAUGAACGAAUAUUGGAUCAAUGGUGAUGAAGAAAAAUUUGCCUCUAGAUCGGGGUACGAAGACCCGAGCACUGCUAAUUCUUACGGACCGAAAUACUCCACCACAGAUCACUCUUCUUAUUUCGAUGUGAAGCCAUCGGUAACGAGCGCCGUCCAAGGACUAGCUGUUGCGAUAUUUUUUCAGCCGCCUGACAUUUUACCUCCUAUUCCGGAACCGAUCCGAAAUUUCUUAGAUGCUGUAACAGACCUGCAUAUGCUUGCUGUCAGAGCUAUGCAAGGAUAAUUUUGAGUAAUGUUAUCGAAUAGUGUGCACAGUAAAUAUGGCUAUUUUGGGAAAUCCGUCCUCUCUAAACUGAAUGAAAGUUAGGUUUCAUGGAAUGUGUCGUUUAUUUAGACUGACCAUUUCUAAAAUGAUUUAACCAAGAUGUAAAAUCGUAAUAAAAUCCUGCACUUAUGA
Molecule: messenger RNA, 1316 nt
Organism: Bradysia coprophila
Lineage: Eukaryota; Metazoa; Arthropoda; Insecta; Diptera; Sciaridae
Biological process (GO): lipid metabolic process
Source: RefSeq, a predicted model, not a curated record